UUCAUUGUUUAGGAAUCGUAAUUAAUAACGCUCUUGUGAAAUACGCUCGUAUCAAAACUAUCAACAUUCAUCUAUGUAUUUUGACUUUUUGAUUCGCUAGUAUAUGUAGUAAUGAAAUACAUGUAUAUAACUUUUAAGGCGACUGUAACAGACGUUAAACUAUUCGUAAUUGUAUUAUAGUAUAUUAUUUACAGCGUUACUAAUGGUUUUCUAAAUAUAGGUUGUGAGAAUUCCGUUUUAUUUUUAUCAACCAAUGAAAACGCUCGGAUUAGGUCAUGACAUUAUUUCGUCCACGCUGGAAGUAGAAACGCGUUUAAAUUUCACCAAAUUAAAAUGACGAUAUCCUAUUUGCAUUUACUAUAUAUAUUGAAGCUGGCCGUCUUAAAGCAAAACAUUCAAUACCGAAUAACGAGUCGAAUACUCAAGAAAUAUAUAGUUUAGAUCUUUACUGAUCUAUUAAUUUCUGUAAUACAUUACUAGCUCUGUGGGACGUAUAUUUUAGUUAAUUAAUAAUGGGUAUGUUUCUAUCAAGAUUGUAUAAUCUGUUUGAGGACUGGGGAGCGGACCCAGCCCGGAUUGUUAUGCUCGGACUGGAUGCUGCAGGAAAGACAACUGUGCUGUACAAAAUCAAGUUGAAUGAAACAGUUACUACCAUUCCUACUAUUGGUUUUAACGUAGAAACUGUCACUCCUGUGAAGGGUCUACAGUUUACUGUAUGGGAUAUUGGAGGCCAAGGAAAAAUAAGACCCUUGUGGAAACGGUACACAGAAAAUUCUGAAGGUUUGAUAUAUGUAGUGGACAGCGCUGACAGAGAGCGGAUGUCAGAGGCCCGGGAAGAGUUAUUUGGAAUUCUAGAAGGGGAAGAAAUGAGAGGCGUUCCAGUGUGCAUUGUUGCCAAUAAACAAGAUCUGCCAAAUGCAAUGAGUCCUUCAAAAGUAAUUGAGGAAUUGCACUUGCAGAAGCUAACAGGCCGGAAAUGGUAUAUCCAAGCUGCGUGCGCAACUACCGGGGAAGGAAUAUAUGAAGGAAUGGAACACCUUGCAACAAUGGUUAAAGAAUUCAAACACAACAAUCGAUUUUAGAAGAAACACUGUCACAGCUUUUAUUAAAAUGAGACAGUUUGCCUUGUCGGCUCAAUCAAGAUGGUGUUUGAAAUAAAGGCCAUAUAAGCCAUGUGUUCUACGUAACUUGAUACUGAACGUUCGUGGAAUUAAGAUGUUUGGUGUUCACAAAAGGAUAUUUCAAAUGGUUAUCGGCUACAAUCACGCCGAAUAAAAAUCAUUUGACAUCUUUGUCAUCUCGAACAAAUAUGAUAAAGUUUAUACAAUUUGACACAUUGUUGGUGUCUAUUUUAGCCAUAUGUUUGGAGAGCGAACACGGGGUGUGCAAUUCUGGAAUAAUCCGAAAUCCUUGAACUGGUAUAGUGAACUCGAAUCCAUUGUUGAUUUUUGUUCCGAACAAUAGCCUUUACUACAAAGCUUUUACUUUUAUAUUUUGUGGUUUUUUGUCUUCUUGCAAAGGAAAUGAUAGUUCAGUCACAUAAGUACAUUCAAGUACUCUAUCAGGACUGACAUGCGUUAUGUUCUAAUAUUAAGGACCUUUGUUGUGUGUUUAUGGUGAGAUCAGAUUAUGAUAUUGCUUUAUUUAAUGUAAAUGUUAUACUUGGAGUUGUUCUUUUUUUCAUUAGUUUUAUUAGCAUCAAAGUAAUAUUAUACUAGAAGUUGUACAUCAUUUAUAUAAGUACUUGUUUACAUUGUUAGUAUUUUCUUCUGUUACAUGUUGUAAAUAGUGACAUUGUUUUAAUGUUGAUUUUGCUGUUACUGUUGUUGUUGUUGUUGUUUAUAAAUAAAUA
This is a messenger RNA of Ruditapes philippinarum (Manila clam), 1852 nucleotides long. RefSeq lists its product as uncharacterized. Gene Ontology annotation, cellular component: cytoplasm; plasma membrane. Gene Ontology annotation, molecular function: GTPase activity; GTP binding. The record is from RefSeq and is a predicted model, not a curated record. Bases 513 to 1082 code for a protein of 189 amino acids. Gene Ontology annotation, biological process: vesicle-mediated transport; intracellular protein transport. NCBI's taxonomy places the organism in Eukaryota, Metazoa, Mollusca, Bivalvia, Venerida, Veneridae. The transcript is spliced from 4 exons.